Mirounga angustirostris (Northern elephant seal) is the source of this 3791-nucleotide messenger RNA. It is a transcript of the gene SLC19A2, whose product is annotated as solute carrier family 19 member 2. NCBI's taxonomy places the organism in Eukaryota, Metazoa, Chordata, Mammalia, Carnivora, Phocidae. The transcript has 6 exons. The coding region runs from base 215 to 1696 and encodes 493 amino acids. The record is from RefSeq and is a predicted model, not a curated record. Gene Ontology annotation, molecular function: thiamine transmembrane transporter activity. Gene Ontology annotation, cellular component: plasma membrane. Gene Ontology annotation, biological process: thiamine transport; transmembrane transport.
CGGGCGGUAACACGCGAGGCGUCCGCAGCCGGGAAAACUGGAGGGCUGCGCGCGGAGGCGGCAGGUAGCCCUGCGCGACCUGGCUCCGCUGAGAGGGCGCCGCUCGCGAUUCCACGUUUCCGCGCCGCCGCAGCGCUAGAGCCUCACUGAGGCGGGCGGAGGAGGAGAGGGAGAGGAGGGGGGCCGGGCCGGGUCCCCGCCCUCCGCACCCCGAAUGGAUGUGCCCGGCCCGGGGUCCCGGCGGGCGGCGGCGGCGGCGGCUGCCACCGUGCUCCGGCGCACAGCCCGCGUGCCCCGCGAAUGCUGGUUCUUACCCACUGCGCUGCUGUGCGCCUACGGCUUCUUCGCCAGCCUCAGGCCGUCCGAGCCCUUCCUGACCCCCUACUUGCUGGGGCCCGACAAGAACCUGACGGAGAGGGAGGUCUUAAAUGAAAUUUAUCCAGUAUGGACUUACUCUUACCUGGUGCUGCUGUUCCCUGUGUUCCUUGCCACAGACUACCUCCGUUAUAAGCCUGUCGUUCUGCUGCAGGGACUCAGCCUUAUUGUUACAUGGUUCAUGCUGCUCUACGCCCAAGGACUGCUGGCCAUUCAGUUCUUAGAAUUCUUCUAUGGCAUUGCCACAGCCACUGAAAUUGCCUAUUACUCCUAUAUCUACAGCGUGGUAGACCUCAACAUGUACCAGAAAGUCACAAGUUACUGUCGGAGUGCCACCUUGGUGGGCUUUACUGUGGGCUCUGUCCUGGGGCAAAUCCUCGUCUCCGUGGCAGGCUGGUCCCUGUUCAGUCUGAAUGUCAUCUCUCUUACCUGUGUUUCUGUGGCUUUUGCUGUGGCCUGGUUUCUGCCUAUGCCACAGAAGAGCCUUUUCUUUCACCAUGUUCCUUCCACUUGCCAGAGAAUGAAUGGCAUCAAGGCACAAAAUGGCGGCAUUGUAACCAACACCUCAGCUUCUAACCACCUUCCUGGGUGGGAGGACAUUGAGUCAAAAAUCCCUCUAAAUAAGGAGGAGCUGGAACCCAAGCCAGACCGUCUCCUUGUGCUGAAGGUCCUGUGGAAUGACUUCUUGAUGUGCUACUCCUCUCGCCCUCUGCUCUGCUGGUCUGUGUGGUGGGCCCUCUCCACCUGUGGCUAUUUCCAGGUGGUGAACUACACACAGGGCCUGUGGGAGAAGGUGAUGCCCUCUCGCAAUGAUGCUGUCUACAAUGGUGGUGUGGAGGCCGUGUCCACCCUCCUGGGUGCUGUUGCCGUGUUUGCAGUGGGUUACAUAAAAAUAUCCUGGUCGACGUGGGGGGAGAUGACGCUGUCUCUGUUUUCCCUGCUGAUUGCUGCCUCCGUGUAUAUCAUGGAUACUGUGUGUAACAUCUGGGUGUGCUACACAUCCUAUGUGGUCUUCAGAAUCAUCUACAUGUUGCUCAUCACUAUAGCAACUUUUCAGAUAGCUGCUAACCUCAGCAUGGAGCGCUAUGCCCUGGUGUUUGGUGUGAACACCUUCAGUGCUCUGGCCCUGCAGACACUGCUCACCCUCAUUGUGGUGGAUUCCAGUGGCCUUGGCUUAGACAUCACCACUCAGUUCCUGAUCUACGCUGGGUAUUUUGCACUCAUCGCUGUGGUUUUCCUGGCUAAUGGUACAGUUACUAUUAUGAAGAAAUGUAGAAAGCAAGAAGAUGCAGAAUUGAGUUCUCAAGUAUCUACGUCAUAAUACACGGCUGAUAAGCUGCUGCUUAUAGCAAAAACUGCACAGCAACUGUGCCUGGAUGUAUUUAAUGUUUUAAUAUGUAGACGUAUAUUUAUGAAUGUGCUUUUUAAGGCUUCAAAGCAGCCAACUGACUAUACUCUGUGUUCCUAGAGUAACAAUACUGUUUAGAGGAGCCAGAGGUGAAGUUUAUCUCGUGGAUUAUUUGUGAAAGCUGUUUUAAGGAUUACUUUGUUCUGCUUGAACUUGAUUUUGAAAACCAAGUAAUAAGAGCACUCAAGCACCACAUGGCGUUUAUACUUUUUUUUUUUCAAGAUUUUAUUUAUUUAUCAGAGAGAGAGACAGAGGCAGGCAGAGGGAGAAGCAGGCUUCUUGCUCAGCAAGGAGCCCAAUGUGGGACUUGAUCCCAGGACCCUGGGAUCAUGACCUGAGCCGAAGGCAGACGCUUAACCGACUGAGCCACCCAGGUGUCCCACAUGGCGUUUAUACUUGAUAGCAAGUGAGUAUGGUGUUUCAUAGGUCAAGUUACUUCCCUGUAUCUGAUCAGCCAGGGGCUUGGCCUGGUGGGACCAGGGCUUCCCAGGGGCCAUGGGAUAUUACAGGUCAGAAGAGAAAUAGGUUCUAACAGCACCUGCCUCUGUUCAACUUAAUUCUUAUUUCUGUGUUCCUCAUGUGCAUUUGUGUUUCUAUAGAAGAAAGUUGUUCUUAUCACUGGCAAUAUUUGCUCUGGUUUGGUGUUCUGUUGUAUUAGGAAUGUGUGUCAUUUCUAAUUUUCAGUUAUUUUUAAAAAUUCAUUGUAUGAAUGUUCUGUUUCCAUCUUGACAAUUUUGUAUUUAUGUAGAUUAUCUUUAGAAAUAUACUUCUGCUUUAUUCAUAUGCUUCCCAGAGAAGCUCAUUUAGUUAGAAAAUAAGGCAAGUUUUGAGGCUUGCUAAUAAUCUAAAUGAAGAGACCUAAUCAGAACACUCAAGGUAUGUUUUGCCUGUCUUUUAGUCUUCAGUAUGAAGGACUUUUAAUUCUAUGAUGAAAAGUUAAUAUAUGAGCUAAAGAUGCAACUAGCCCAUAUUGUAUUCGUGUUUCCUUUUAUUUCCAAAAUAAAAUGGAAGUCUUUUUUUUAAUAUCUUCAUCCCUAUUUAUAGCUUAUAUAUUAUUUGUCCUUCUUAUCCAAGAUAUAGAUGUCAUUAGGAGUUAGAUUUGUUGGAUUAUUAGAAGGCCUUUUCACAAACUGAGCCUCUUUUUAAUUAUUUCAGUGGGACAGGAACUAGGAUAGACUUGAUUCCUGCGUUUCGUACGUUAAAUCUGCCUUUGUAAGGGUGGAUCAUCUUGGAAUAUCUGCUUAAAAUAAUAAUUGCUAGUGAUUUCAUUUCUAAGGUACUGGGAAAAUGUUAUUAUGUAAGCAUCGAAUUCUGUAAUUAGUCAACCAAGUGGCUGCUAGUGUAUGUGAGACAUGAAAACCAUUUUAAAGCCGACUUUGUUACCUUAUCUUGAAAAAAAAUAUCUAGGUUAACUUAUUUAGAAUAACACAGGUAAGUAGUGUGAAUAAUAAUAUCAAGAUUCCAAAGUUGGCAUAUUCAUUUAGUAUAAGUGGGAACACUAGAAGUAAAUGAAAGAGGAUAAGUAUAGGCCAUUUUCCACUCACUUUCCUUUCUGAUCAAGGCAAGAGCAGAACACUAAGGGAAGGAGAAGUGAUGUCAUAAAAGGACGGCCUCUAAUUUUAUAUUGUGUCUUUUGUUUUGCUACGUAGGGGAUUGUUUAUUCAGAAACAGGUAGAAAAGUGGUGUUCGAGGGAUUUUAUUUUAAUGUUUUUUAAUAAAAUGGACUGUGGUACAAUCAAAAUCUUCCUGUUACCAAAGCAAUAUUUCCCUGGAAUUUAAUUCAAAGUUCGUGAUACACAACUGGAGCCUUUACUUAUUUAAGACAAUAAUAAGUUCAUAUCCUGGUGUGUGGCCAUAUUUACAGAAUGCUGAGCCCAGUUUGUAAGUUGUACUGUAUACAGUUUUGCAAAGAAGUGAAAGUAAUUUGUUGUACUUUUUAUUCAAUUCUGUAUAGAUUAUAAAAUUAUUUUUAUUAAAUAAAUAUUUUACAUUAUAUUUUUCCUUUUAA